AUGAGAUUGCCUAGUGUCCUCUACCUAUUCCCAUUGAUUGUACCCCAGCCGCCAUCCCCUCCUACGUGCGCCAGAAACGUUGAAUCCUUCGCAGGCCUCUUAUCUCCCCCUCCUGUCGCUCUAUGUGUUUCCCAUCUGGCCUCCAACCGAGUUCUGACAUGUUUUCCUGCUCGGGCAGUCUCCUCCGAUUCACCAUUUAAUACAUCUGCUCUUUCCGGAUCAGCUGUAUCCAGUGCACUCGACUUGCCAAACAGUAAUACGCCUGGAGCCUUUCAGUUGAGGGACGCAACACCAGACCCGUCAGGUGUUUGCCAAGGCCUAAUCGAGGACUUGGAUAUCACAGGUCUUGGUAGUGAUGCAAGAGCUCAUGCUAGUCGUUGGAUCCAUGCAGAAGAGAAGUAUGGGGGCCCCAGCGUCCGACGUUGGCCUCACUGCAAAGGUGGUCCUUUCGUUACUACAUUGGCCUUGGCAUGGCUUCGGGCUUUACGUUUGGGUUCAUGCCAGGAGGUUUGGAUCCCAGCCAGAGUGCAACGCGGCUACCAAAUUGAUAGUCUUUGGAAGGGAGCUAUCAGCGAUUGGUUCGGGGCAUGUGGUAUCCCUUGGACUGUUGAUGACACUACUCCUGAAGUUUUCUUUGGUAUCAGUGCUACAGUGGUUCUAAGUGUCCCGGUAAUUACACUCGCAGGAGUUGGUUUUCUCUUGGUAUUCUUGAUCAAAGCCUUCCAUCCGCUCAUUGGCUCGUACCGCCUUUCAGCUGGCCCUCGCACUUCCUUCAUCAAUAUCCUCUUCGUCAAUAUCUACAUCACGUUCUGUUUUGUUGUCCAAUGGAUUUAUGUGGUUGUGACUAUCGAGCAAACUAUUCAGCGGAAUCCAGUCAUCCAUAAUGGCCCACGGUUUCCAAUUACAUUUGGCCAGAUUUUCCCGGUCGUAACAAUUGGUGCUUGCCUUGUCUCUAUUUAUAAUGAUCUACAAGAGUCUUGACAGGGGCCACCCAUUAGUCAAGGCAAUGAUCCCAAUGGCCUGGGGACUUCAAUAAAAGCAGAUGUAUAGAGUCUUGAGGGGCAGUUUCAGAAUACCGGAAAAGCUAUAUGGAUUUCUUUUUCAUUUGUCCAAUCCCAAACAGCACGUUCUGCUUGCGCUCAGGUCUUUUGUUCAAGUUUCCGGGAGCGUUGGCAUUCGAGUUCCAAUUGCUUGUUAUUAUGGCUCGUUAGUUGAUCAAGUCCUUUUUGACAACUCUUUGAUAGUUUACCUGCUUUUUGCUUGAUUUCGCAGAAUGAACUUUGGACAUGUCCUUUUUCUACCCAGUGUAAUCGUGAUUGAAUUAUUUUUGGAUUAUAAGCUGUAUACAUGAGUAAUGAAUCCUUCCU
Laccaria bicolor S238N-H82 is the source of this 1367-nucleotide messenger RNA. RefSeq lists its product as uncharacterized. The coding region runs from base 1 to 981 and encodes 326 amino acids. The record is from RefSeq and is a predicted model, not a curated record. NCBI's taxonomy places the organism in Eukaryota, Fungi, Basidiomycota, Agaricomycetes, Agaricales, Hydnangiaceae. The transcript is spliced from 6 exons.